This is a messenger RNA of Tachysurus vachellii, 1861 nucleotides long. RefSeq names its product synaptotagmin VIII (gene syt8). Gene Ontology annotation, molecular function: calcium-dependent phospholipid binding; calcium ion binding; phosphatidylserine binding. The transcript has 9 exons. Gene Ontology annotation, cellular component: synaptic vesicle membrane; axon; dense core granule. NCBI's taxonomy places the organism in Eukaryota, Metazoa, Chordata, Actinopteri, Siluriformes, Bagridae. Gene Ontology annotation, biological process: regulation of calcium ion-dependent exocytosis; synaptic vesicle endocytosis; regulation of dopamine secretion. The record is from RefSeq and is a predicted model, not a curated record. Bases 218 to 1558 code for a protein of 446 amino acids.
UCAUACAGCUCAGCCUUUUUGAGAACACAAUGUGUGAAGAUGAGGUGUGGCAAGUAACUCAGUAAGAACCUCCAUGGCAUGGUCAGUUUUCACCACUUUCUUUACAAUGUUGCUAAUGCCAAAGUACACAAAUGGAAUAAAAUCGAGAAAACAGGAAAUAUAUGCCUAACUAAAACAGAAUAAGUGAGCUUUUAAACAUCGUUUUGGCAACUCAGCCAUGAACCUCAGUGCUAGAAGCAAUGCGUCAGACACAUCUUCAGUCAACACAACUUCAUCAUCAGUCAACAUAACCUCAUCUUCAAUCAAUGCAACUUCAAAAUCAAUCUCUGUAUCUUCAGCAUCAGUUACUGCACCUCCAACCUCAGCAAAUGGAUCUCCAACAGUCACUGUCACUGUCAAUACACUGAUCACGAACUCCACCACAGCCUACCCUGGGUUUCUGCCCUCUUUGUUAGACAAACUCCGAUUGCCGAGAUGGGCCACCUAUGCGAUAAUUGCCCUGAUCCUCUUGGUGGUUUUAAUUUGCGUGCUGUGCUGCUGCAUAAAAUGUUGCUGCAAAGGAAAGAAAAAGAGAAAAAAGCAGAACCAGAAGAUCAGCAUGAAAGGACUGAAUGGUACCAGUACAACAGCACUGGUGCAGCCUGAAACGGGGGAUGUAGAGUACGGAUCUCUUAACCAGCCACGAGGGAAGCUGCUGUAUUCCCUGGAGUACAAUGCAGCACGUUCAGAGAUGGCUGUCGGAGUGAAAGAAGCUGCAGAAUUAAUGGCUAUGGACUCAUCAGGAACAUCUGACCCUUAUGUAAAAGUUUACAUUCAUCCCAACAAGUCCAAAACCUUUGAAACAAAAGUGUUCAGAAAAACUCUGAGCCCAGUGUUUAACGAGCAGUUUAAGUAUCAGAUUUCUCAGAAGGAUCUCAGCGAGUCUACACUUGUGAUGCAGGUGUACGACUUCAACAGAUUCUCCAAACAUGAUGUGAUUGGAGAGCUGAGGCUGGAGCUCUCUGCUGUGGACUGGAACCAUGUGAUUGAGGAGUGGAGAGACUUGAACGCACCAUCAAAACAUGAGCAAGAACAUCUAGGUGAGAUUUGCUUCUCACUGCGGUACGUCCCCACUGCAAGUAAGCUCACUGUGGUGAUUCUGGAGGCCAAGAACUUAAAGCAAAUGGACAUUGGAGGUUUAUCAGAUCCAUAUGUUAAAAUCCAGUUGGCUCUGGACAAGAAGAAGUGGAAGAAAAAGAAAACAUCGGUGAAAAAGCAAACUUUGAAUCCUUACUUUAAUGAGUCCUUUACAUUUGAUGUGUCAUUUGAUCAGAUUCAGCGAGUCCAGUUGGUGAUUUCUGUGUGGGAUCAUGAUAAAGUGAGCAGGAAUGAUGCCAUUGGGAAGAUCUUCCUGGGAUGUGAUGCUACAGGAAACCAGCUGAGGCACUGGGCAGACAUGCUGUCAAACCCACGGAGGCCGUUGGCACAGUGGCAUACACUACUCUCAGCCGAGCAGGUGGACUCGACUCUGGCCCUGAAACACACACUGAGAAUCCCAUUCACUAAUAAGACUUUUUGAAAAUGUCACCACUUUACUUUACUCUUUUGUGAACAACAUUGUGCCAUUUGUUUUCCCAAAUAAUUCAUAUAAUUUCUUGAGUAGAAUAGUAUAAUAUCAAAAAGUGCAUGUUGGUCUGUCCUCAACUGAUAUACAGUUCAAGAAAAUUUAUUUGCACAUGUUGUAUAUUACAGGUUGUAGAUAUUUUCAAGACCUCACAUAAACAGUUAUAAAAAGUAUAUUUUUAUAUAUUUUUAACUUUUGAAAGAUGCAGUAAAAUGCAGUAAACUUACUCCUCCUUGGACUCUAUAUAUAUAUAUAUAU